AUGGAUCCACAGCUUCCAAGAUCUCCAGAAGCUGCUAUGGCUUCCCAUGAUAAUGGAAACGUCACAGAAUAUGGAACACGGCCGCGCAAGAGCAUUCUUAAGCUGCGGGAUGGCAACACAAUGCCGUUGAUCCCUCUCAACGACAUCGAUGGUCAAGAACCUACCAAAAUUGUCAACAGACGAGUUUCUUUCGCUGAGAAAGUCAAGCUCCAUCAAAUUGACUUGGUGCAUGUUUCUCAACUGGAGUGGUCCGAUUCAGGUCUGGCCAGCAUGGACGAUUCUGAGGAAGAUAUCAGCUUUCUGAAGCUUGAAGCAGAUGCUGAUCUGAUCAUCAGCGAGCUUCAACCGGAAGUUCCUCAAUUAAGUAGUGACGAAGAUGAAGAUGGUCAAGAUGAGGAGCAGACAAUGGAGCUAACUGGCCAGAUAAUAGCGCUGGAAACACAUCACAAUCAAACAGAGGAAUCAAAUCAAACCCCAGAGCCACUUCAAGAACAAUCAGGACAACAAUACGAAAAACCACAGGAUCAACUUCUUAGAGGUCAAUCAGAAGAGUCAGCUCAUGAACAUCCAAACGGAAUACGUGGCUCGGAGAAGCCAGAGCUAGAAGAAUCGAAUCUAGAAGCAUUAGACCUACCACAAGAGCCACAAGAGAAGAAGAAUCAAAAAGAGCCACAACACAGCGAAAAGGAUCUGGUGGAAUCACUAGAAGCAAGGUGGGUAGAGGGAGAAGUGGAUGAGGCCGAUAUGGAGCUUACUGAACCCAUCAACGUACACGUAUCUGAAGAUCAAGUUGAAACUCAAGAAAACGAGGAAUUCACCAUGGAUAUCACCAAACAAUACAGGCACCCUCAGAUUGUUGCAGAUGCUACAGUGGAGUUGACAAUGGAGAUUACUAAACAAUAUGAAGUUCCACAACUCUCCAGUGCAUUGGGUAGCGAGGAUGAAAGAACCGAGCAACGUCAAAACAAGUCUUCGAGUCCGUUUCAAAUUCCUCAGCUCCAACCGCUCACAGACGAGAGCGAGGAGAGCGACAAUGAUGUUCCAAUGGAAUUGACCCAACAAAUUCCAACGAUGAGGGAAGAGUCAAUCGUGAAGCACGCCAAGGAAGACUUGGACCUCCAACUAAUCGCAAAUAGAAAUGGUGGGACCGAGACUACGACCGAAACAGACACACAUGUGGAUCGCCAACUCGGAGAUCUCGAGGAAGAAGUGGAAGGCGAAGAAGCCGAAGAAGAAGAGAUGGAAUUGACUGGAACGAUUGGAAGAGCAACAGAUAAUUCUUCAAAAAGCGCAGCCCCAGUUUCGUACGAAGCUGGUAAACAACUCAAGCCUGAAAGUUCUUCCGUCUCGGAUCAAAAUAGAGAGAAAGAACCUAGCAGUCCGCCGGGACAAGUGGAAGAGGAAUCGCAAAAUCUCAUUAAUGACAAUGCUCCACAGGCGCAAGCCAAUUCAAACCCCAGCACUCCAAAGUCAAAUAGCCUUCCUAAUGGAAAGCGCUCCAGGUUGAACGAUUUCCAAAAUCUGCCAAAGCUCUUGCUUGCAGAAACUGCCAAAACAACCACAAUUCCAUUGGCAGAGGCGUCUGCGUCAAGUGGCGAAAACGACAUCGACAUCCCAGUUGUUUCCCUCACCGAAUUUUUAACUGAGAUUGGCAUCAAGUUUUACGAUGACUUGGAAUUCUCUACAGAUAUGUCUAACAGAUACAGGCUCUCACUCUCCGAUGCACACAGCCCAUUGACACAAGCGGAUUAUUAUCGAGCAAAUAUCCAACUUCCAGUGUUGGAAGUUUAUGAGCUUUGUUGUAAGGAACUAUCUGGAAAGAUCAAACAAGGGAUGGAUUUAUUUGAUGAACUCAAAACCGCAACUCUACAGAACAAUCCAGAUAUCUUUCGAGAGUACUUCAAGGCGUCUUUUUACGACCAAAUGACCAUGAAGUCUCGAUUUCACACAUUGAAAGAGUAUACAAGACAGCAAGCAAAGCAGAUCUGGUAUCAGUGGAGAACAAAACUCAUCGAGAACAUUAUUGAUGUCUUGAGAGGAAAUUUGGAAAUCAUACAAUCUGAUAAAUCUACUUUGAUAGAUCAGAUAUCUUCACUUGAUACCAUUUACAGGGACAUACAACUGGAGCAUCACAGGAUUCGGCUCGAUAUUCUUCAAUUCAAGGAUAUCCAGUCAAGAUUCGAGGACUUGGAUACGGAACAACUCAAAAACAUUAAAUCCAAACUCACAGAUCUUAACAAACAGCUAAUUGACUAUAAAGCGAAGAUCAAGGAGAAAGAGACGGAAUUGAAAGCGUUGCAAAGCAAAAUCGAGGAUAGAAACACACAGAUCAGCAGUCUCAAGUUGCAAAUCACUGAAUCAGACAAUAAACUUCUCAAAACGCGCCCUUUCAACAGCGCUGAAAUCGGCGCAUUGGAGCUUAAGUCUCUAAUAUUUCAGGCUGGAGCAGGUUUGGAGUAUGUCAAAGUGGUGCAAGAAAAGACAAUUGAAUUCCGAUUCAAUUCUAUAAUCAAAGUCACCGUGAAUUUUAUGGAACCCGAAUUAUCACAAAGUAUCACCUUUCUGCUUCUUAACGAACCAAAAGAAGAGGUGCUACACAACGAGUUCUUGCUAGUGAAUUACUGCCAGAAGCUAGCCGAGCAUACAAGCUUCACUAAUAUCUACGAUUCUUUUGUAAGUUUUCGGAGGAAAUGGCUCAAAAUCACAGAGAUCGAUCGAGACGUGUACCAAAUCUCCGUGAAAUAUCCUGUGAGGUUCAAUUUGAACAGUGACCACAUAGAUUUUACUUUCCGCUACUACUCAUUUGAGCACAAGCAAAGGGCCCAGUGCAACGUGACAAUUCCAUUAGAUACCAUCUUGGAGUAUCCAAAGAACGUGAAAUUCCAUGUUACUCCCCACAGACCAUCGCAAAGAGACGAGCUCGAUAUUAGACGUGCAAUCACCUCGGGAUCCACGAAGUACCAUAUGUUUCGCAGUUUGCAGGAAGCUAAAAUCUGA
Molecule: messenger RNA, 2997 nt
Organism: Sungouiella intermedia
Lineage: Eukaryota; Fungi; Ascomycota; Pichiomycetes; Serinales; Metschnikowiaceae
Source: the annotation of a GenBank genome assembly